CAGCUGUGCAGUUAUUGCACAACCACACCCAGACUAUAGAAUUCCCGACAUUAUGGUACAUAAAACGGAAAAUCCUGCCCACAAGCCGCGGGGAAGCCGCCCCGAUCAGUGCGUCGGCGUCGUUUCUUUACGCCGGGACGCCAGCUAUCAAACGCUAUCACUCCAGAUCGUCUGGCGACCCAAGUCAGUCGGUUUCUGCAUUCAAGCGAAGUAGCACCUGUCAACACCCACUGCGAGCUUGCUGCUGGGAAGUGCUGCCUUAAUGUAAACCCCCUGUACGUAUACUGAAUGUAUCCUGAGUGUUUUCUGUCCGGUAUACCUUCAGUAUACGUAACAGGAGGCCACAUUUCUACCAGAAGAUCAUCAUCAGCACCAUUCGGAUCACCUAUAGAAAGCCUAUUUAGCAUAAUACAUACAAAUUAUAAGACGUGUAACGUAACUCGUUGUAAAAUCAUAAAUUUCCUAGAGACUUUUUCAUUGCUCUCGCAUAAAAUUAUUAUAGGUUAUGUGACUUUAAUUAUAACGGGU
Messenger RNA from Phyllotreta striolata, 528 nucleotides. NCBI's taxonomy places the organism in Eukaryota, Metazoa, Arthropoda, Insecta, Coleoptera, Chrysomelidae. The record is from the annotation of a GenBank genome assembly.